GGCGACCUUUUGCUGCCUUUCGCUGAGGUUGUUUUUGAUAUGCUAUUUCAUUACACUGUGUUCUUUCGUGAAAAUUGGUCAAUUGUAAUUUUAUCUUUGAUUUACGGGAAUAUUAAUAUGUCGCGAUAUUAUACAUCACCUUAUUCUAAAACGACGAAACCAUAUCCAUCCCAGACAGAUGACUACAUAUCACUUGAAAUGGGCGGCCCAGCGAAAUGUUCUACGCCAGCGCGACUCCAAUACAAUAGCAUUCACAUAAACGCUGGGGGAAACAUUUUCCAAAAUAGGCAAAGAGGACGAAGUAGUCAAGGAAAUCGAUCCGGAGGAUGGAACAAUAAUCCGCGGGGUGUUAGAGGUAAUGGGAAUCAAUGGCUGCAGCAAACACCGCGUAGUAAUGAUGCGGCAGAGUGGCAAUGGCGUGGUGGUGGGCCAAGGCAAUGGAACAACAGAAAAUCUUUUAACAACAAAGCAAACAACAUAUCUUCUUAUUUCCACCCAUCUAUGCUGGAAAAUCCCUGGAAGGAGUUAAUGGAUCGCCGAGAUGCCAUAAAAAGUAGUGAAAUAAAUUUACCCACAUCCGAUUGCCAAAAUGAGGAAAAACCUUGCAUCGGUAAUACAUCUGCGACAAACUCGGAAGAAAAUGAUACUGAAGAUAUGGAAGCAGAAGCAGAUGAAGAUAAGCUGAAAAAGGAAAAUUUAUAACAUCAAAUCUCGUACAAUUAACAUUUAAUGUUUACUAAAAAACGAGAUUUAAGUUGGUUUGUUUCCCCCACAGUCAGUUCCACGUUACGGUAACUGACCUGAAUUUUUAUCUGCAGUUGCAAGGACUAGAACUUCAGCAGCAUUCCUCAAAAAUGUAUGUAGAAUGUUUUAUGCUGCACCUAACUCUUAACUUGAUUCUGGAAUGACGUACUCCGAAAGAUAGCAAUUGAAAAUAUAAGAAGUUAAAGUUUUAAACAAGUAAAUCCCCCCCUACAUAUGCUUUAUGUUGGUUCUUCGAUAUAUUGCAAGCUCAAUACUUUUAUAUUAUAGAAUAAUAUAUACAAUUUAGAACUAAUCCUUGUAUAAAUUAAAACAGU
Molecule: messenger RNA, 1079 nt
Organism: Anastrepha ludens (Mexican fruit fly)
Lineage: Eukaryota; Metazoa; Arthropoda; Insecta; Diptera; Tephritidae
Exons: 2
Coding region: 40-702 (220 amino acids)
Source: RefSeq, a predicted model, not a curated record